Messenger RNA from Medicago truncatula (barrel medic), 1626 nucleotides. Its product is annotated as metal tolerance protein 10. The coding region runs from base 200 to 1381 and encodes 393 amino acids. Lineage: Eukaryota; Viridiplantae; Streptophyta; Magnoliopsida; Fabales; Fabaceae. The transcript is spliced from 6 exons. Gene Ontology annotation, molecular function: monoatomic cation transmembrane transporter activity. The record is from RefSeq and is a predicted model, not a curated record. Gene Ontology annotation, cellular component: membrane. Gene Ontology annotation, biological process: transmembrane transport; monoatomic cation transport.
CCCAAUUUGCCACACAUGCACCUAAUUUCACUAUCACACGUUUGACACAUACUUCCCCACUUGCGUGUACUUUCCCUAUAUCUAGGAAAAAUCGUUACAAACUUGAAUCAAAUCAAGUCAUAACAAAUUCACAACAUAGUUACCAACACAACACAAACACAAAACCUUGGUAGUUCAGAAAAACACACAAAAACCAAACAUGGCUGAUGGUGAUAGCAUACGAAGUGAACCUCUUCUUGAGGAUGAAGUUUCAAAUGGUUCUUGGAGACUUAAUGUUAAAGAAUUUCAUCUACCAUCACAGAAUGUUGUUGAUCUUGAAAACAAAAAAUCUAAGUUCAGUUUCAAUGGUCUUCUUCGUAAACCUAGGAAACAACGCAAGGUAGCCGAGUAUUACAAGAAACAGGAGAGACUCCUCGAAGGAUUUACCGAAAUGGAAACUAUGCAUGAAACUGGUUUUUUCCCAGGAGGUCUCUCUGAGGAUGAAAUGAAGCAACUUGCAAAGAGCGAGAGGACGGCAGUACUUGUGUCAAAUGCAUGCAACUUGGUGCUGUUUGCAGCAAAGGUUUUCGCGUCCAUCGAGAGCAGAUCAUUAGCGGUCAUUGCAUCAACACUAGAUUCUCUUUUGGAUCUGUUGUCUGGUUUCAUAUUGUGGUUUACUUCCAAUGCCAUGAGCAAGCCAAACCGAUAUCACUAUCCGAUUGGAAAGAAACGUAUGCAACCAGUGGGUAUCAUUGUUUUUGCAUCCGUGAUGGCAACCUUGGGCUUGCAGAUUUUGAUCGAGUCCGGUCGGCAAAUUUUUGCAAAGGCUAAGCCAGAAGUCGAUCCAGUAAAGGUGAAUUGGAUGAUCGGGAUUAUGGUAUUUGUUACUGUCGUGAAGUUCAUUCUUAUGAUCUAUUGUCGAAGAUUUAAAAAUGAAAUUGUCAGAGCAUAUGCACAAGAUCAUUUUUUCGAUGUCAUUACUAAUUCUGUUGGAUUAGCCGCUGCUGUUCUAGCUGUCAAGUUCUUCUGGUGGAUGGAUCCAACAGGAGCUAUUCUUAUUGCACUAUAUACAAUCAACACAUGGACAAAGACGGUGAUGGAGAAUGUUUGGUCACUCAUCGGAAGAACAGCACCACCUGAAUUCUUGGCAAAGUUAACAUACCUUAUAUGGAACCACCAUGAACAAAUCAAGCACAUAGAUACAGUUAGAGCAUACACAUUUGGUGCAGAUUACUUUGUGGAAGUUGACAUUGUUUUACCAGAAGACAUGUUUCUCAACCAAGCACACAACAUUGGUGAAACACUUCAAGAGAAGCUAGAACAACUUCCAGAAGUUGAAAGAGCUUUUGUUCACAUUGAUUUUGAGUUCACUCAUAGACCUGAGCAUAAGACAUCAGUAUGAUGCUGGAAUGGAAGAGAGUUCCUUUCAUCUUUUGUUUGUUUGAGACAAAUAACAUAGUUUUGGUUUAUGGAUAUGUUUAUAGUUGCUGAUACUUUGGAUUAAUUUUGUUUUCUGAUAUAAUUCAUCGUUUAGUUGGCUUCAAAUUAAUUGCUGUUGUCUUUGAUCUUUGUGAUGUCAUAUAAAUAAGCUUUGAUUGAGACAAAAAUAAUGUUGAAGAUAUCAUCCAAAACUGAUUUUUAUCUGUA